Messenger RNA from Desarmillaria tabescens, 932 nucleotides. RefSeq lists its product as uncharacterized. NCBI's taxonomy places the organism in Eukaryota, Fungi, Basidiomycota, Agaricomycetes, Agaricales, Physalacriaceae. The transcript is spliced from 3 exons. The annotation marks the transcript as partial. The record is from RefSeq and is a predicted model, not a curated record.
AUGGCUGAUCAAGAUUUCGGUCCAAGCUAUCACGACUCUGCACAAAAGCUAACAGAACUCGGUGCCAACCCUCCAACGAACGCUUGGGAUUCCGCUGAGGUCGAUGCGUGGCUUAUUAAUGCCCAUUCCAGCUGGACUGUCUGCGAUACUACUUGGAGCGCAGUAGAAGAUGUCGACGAGGACGACUGGUCUGAACUCGAAUUCGCUGCACUAUCGUGCCUUCAACAUUUUCCUCGGAAACUCGUGUCUCAGGCGCGAGCAGAGUUUAAUGCGAUGCUGGUGUUCUUCGACAAGUAUAACAUCACUGUUAGUCCUCUUGUCCUUCGUCCGGCCGUGUCUCGUCAGUCGCGUGCACCUUCGAUGGCUCUGGGUCGCGGACUUUCUCAAACGCCUCACAAACUACUUCGUCACGCAACACUCCCGCCUCCCGUUAAUAUGGGCGCGUCGACUUCUUCUAGUCAGCAGGAAGUCGUGUCUAUGCAAUCAAGAAACACGCCUUCGGUUCCUCCGUCUCCCAAGGGGACGACUUCAAAUUUGAACAUUUCCAAUGCUACGACGCCUGUCCAGGCCAAGGAGAAAACUCCUGUGCCUCCUGCUUCAAGACAACCAACACCUCGUCGUUCUCCCUCGACGGAGAAAACUCCAGUCCUUUCUCGCUCUCAACCAACGCCUUCGGGGACUACGAGUCCAGCGCCGUCCAUAUUCAAACCUUCUUCUCCGGCUCUUCCGACUUCAAGAAAAGCUUCACCAGUUCCACCGGUGUUGGAUACUCAGUCGGUAUCUGCUCAAGACCUCUUCAAGGAGAAGACGCCCCCUCCUGCGCAUGGAGCUGGAGACCAAGGCGUAGACCAAUCUGGUCCGCCUGCUGCCAAUGACGAGCGUCUUGGUUUAGCUGGUCCUUCUUCAAUGCUGCUUGGUCAACCUUUGCCGCC